Molecule: messenger RNA, 348 nt
Organism: Apaloderma vittatum (bar-tailed trogon)
Lineage: Eukaryota; Metazoa; Chordata; Aves; Trogoniformes; Trogonidae
Gene: SZRD1
Product: SUZ RNA binding domain containing 1
Exons: 3
Source: RefSeq, a predicted model, not a curated record
GAAAUAGACAGACGGUUGGAAAAGAAGCUGAAGAUCACGCAGAAGGAAAGGAAGUCAAAAUCUCCUCCUAAAGUGCCGAUCGUGAUUCAGGACGACAGCCUUCCCGCAGGUCCUCCCCCGCAGAUCCGCAUCUUGAAGAGGCCGACGACCAACGGUGUGCUCAGCAAUCCCAACUCGGCCAGCAGACCGGCCUUCCCCGUCAAAUCCUUGGCGCAGAGGGAGGCGGAGUACGCGGAAGCCAGGAAACGAAUAUUGGGCAGCGCGAGCCCCGAAGAAGAGCAGGAGAAACCCAUUCUCGAUAGGCCGCCGAGGAUCUCCCAGCCCGAAGACACCCGACAGCCCAACAAU